This is a messenger RNA of Naegleria lovaniensis, 1281 nucleotides long. RefSeq lists its product as uncharacterized. The transcript has a single exon. Bases 1 to 1281 code for a protein of 426 amino acids. NCBI's taxonomy places the organism in Eukaryota, Heterolobosea, Eutetramitea, Acrasida, Naegleriidae. The record is from RefSeq and is a predicted model, not a curated record. Gene Ontology annotation, molecular function: heme binding; oxidoreductase activity.
AUGUCCUCAAUGCUUCCUCCUUCAUCAGCCAGUCCUUCCUACUACAGUAGAGAACAAGUAUCAGCUCACUCUUCGGAAAAUGAUUGUUGGAUGAUUUGUCAUGGACUUGUCUAUGAUGUUACGACCUAUUUGAAUGAGCAUCCCGGAGGUGUCAAUCUCAUGAUGAAGAAUGCCGGAAAAGAUUGCACUUCGGAUUUUGAAGCCAUGUUUCAUAGCCCAAAAGCGAGAAACAUUCUGAAAAAAUAUUUAAUUGGAGAAUUAUUACCGGAAAAGAAUCAAUUGUUGGGAUCCAUGCAACGAAGAAGUCAUUUGACCAACAAUAAUAAUCAAAUCAAAAAUUCUUUGUUGUCACCAUUUUAUUCGCCGUCGACAUCCUCUUCAUCAAAACCUGUCGAAGUGAAUCCAUAUAACAAACAACCUCGAGUUCAAACAUUUAAAGAACCUCAAUUAGCUCAGAAUAUUACAAGUAGCUCUACCCCAAAAUCUGUCAUGUCAAAAUCCAUGUUUAUGGAUUACAAGGUAAUGCUUGUUCAAAAUAUCACAAGCGAUACAAAAGUAUUUACCAUGAAAUUACCGUCUCUUUCGGAAUUUCUUCCACUCAAACCAGGGCAGCAUAUACAAGUUGCUUUCUCAGAUAAGGACAGCGAAAAUAAUUUACUAGUACGAAAGUAUACUCCAACCAGUGUAGAAAAUCGAGGAUUUUUUGAAUUGACCAUUAAACUCUAUAACCAUGGAAAAAUGUCACAAAAAUUAAGCAAAAUUAAGAUAGGUGACACCAUUUCAGCGAGAGGUCCUUUUGGGUUGGACGACCUCUCUGAACGAAUUUUGAAUUGCUACCAAAUUUUUAUGAUAUGUAUAGGAAGUGGUAUUACGCCCAUGUAUCAAAUUAUUAAACAUGUGGCCAAAGAGAUUGAGGAAAAAACUCCAAUGAAAUUGCGGCAUAUGACUCUUCUAUAUGGAAACAAAACAAUGCAAGACAUCAUUCUUGAACAAAAUCUAACGACCGUUUCUAAAGAAGUAACAACACAAGAGUUCACUUUUGAGAUAUUCCACAAAGUUAGUCGAGAACCCCAAGACUAUUUAAACACCUUUUCUACAGAGAAUGUACACUAUGAGGCUGGAAGAAUGGAUGAAGAUUACCUGAACAAACAUACAAACGACAGUCAAGCCGAUCAUAAUUCGUGCUUGUUUUUUAUAUGCGGCACGGAUGAAUUUGUCCAACAAACCAAACAUCUCCUUUCCAAGAAUGGUCAUCCACAACAAAAUAUAAUUGCCUUCUAA